UGGCCAGGAACAACACUGAACCUGUUGAAGUUUCCAAUUAUUAAUCCUACAUGUGACAGGAUAUUCCAAAGGCAGGAGAGGCUGAAAGAGGAGGCAACAAAAACAGAAGAUCAGCUAAGCAGUGAAGAAAAAAAGUACCUUAAUCACCUUAAAAAGCAAGGUUACUUAGUGGGCAGAGUUGGAAGAACUUUUCAACGGCGGAAGUCUGCCUCUGUGGUUGACUUCGACCCCGACAUGCUCUCGUACAGCGUAGAUGAGGAUCCCAGACAUUCCCCCAGGAAGCGUGAGGAAAGGGAAGAGUUCACAUACAACGAAGUGAAGGAUGCUCGCUGGUGUUUUGACACUCCAGGGAUUGUAAAGGAAAACUGUGUUUUAAAUCUCCUGACAGAGAAAGAAGUAAAGCUGGUUUUGCCAACACAUGCCAUUGUUCCACGGACCUUCAUUCUCAAGCCAGGAAUGGUCUUGUUUUUAGCAGCCUUGGGACGUGUAGACUACUUACAGGGAGAAAAGCCUGCCUGGUUUUCUGUCGUGGCUUCUAACCUGUUGCCAGUUCGCAUUUCUACCCUGAGUAAGGCAGAUGAUCUUUACAAGAAGCAUGCUGGCCAAGAAUUACUAAAGGUUCCCAUGGGUGGGGAAGAGCGAAUGAAAGAGUUCCCCCCGCUUGUCCCUCAGGAUAUUACACUGAAAGGAGUUGGUACCACUGAGGCAGUUGCAGAUAUCAAGCUUUCCUCUGCAGGCUGGGUGGCAGUGACGGCUCAUGCGGAAGAGAAACUGCUGCUCCGAGCCUACACGCCUAAGGGCACUGCGUUGGUGGUGCGGGAGCCUCCCCUUUUGCCAUACAUCAGUGCCAUCAGAGGGGCCCGGAUUGCAGGCACUGCUGCUUACAGGACCAAAAAGCCUCCUUCCCUGGUGGAAAACCUGAAAACCACAGGGAGGAAAUAGCACUUCUCAUCAUCUGAGCAAGAUAGAAGUCAGAACAGCCUCUGGAGAAGCUUGUUGCUUUUUGAUAUUCAGGAGAGCUUGGACUCCUUUUUGAAAGCAGGCCGGGGAGGGGGAAGUAAAGUGCCUGAUUCAGGACUCCACAAGUCUGCUCCUGAUCCAGCUACCGAACUGCAGCCAUUUUGGAUAAGCUGAGUGGCUGGUACCUUGCAUAGAGAGGUCAAACAGCUUCUCCCUGAGACCUGCCAGUAUCUGUGAGCACGUCCCUUUACCUGUUCCCUCCUGAAGUACGGGAUGGAAGCUCACCUGCCUGCCCUGGGCUGGCUUUGCUGCUCAUAGAGUAGGUCUGCUUUUGCAGACAUGCUCCCGCAGGUCAGAAACCAUCACCUUGUUCUUGGAGGCCAUACCAUAAAGGCAUUUCCAGAGUUGAAGGAGGUGGAGGGAGUGGGGAGGAGUGGUGAAUGCUCCAGCGCGGAGCAUGCUAGUGGCUGAUAGUAAUUCAAGAACAUUGACCAAGAAUCAGCUCCCUUCAGUCCUUCAACAUCUGGGGGAGAUGAGGGAGUGCAGUGCCCUGCUUUUGCACAAAGAAAAGGUGAAUUAAUGAAAAGUAGGCUGCUCACAUGUCUGAAGAGGAAACAUUUGCAACUUGCUGCUUUGAUUUGGUUUCUGUAGUUUGUGUAAAGGUUUCUGAAACUGAGG
Molecule: messenger RNA, 1638 nt
Organism: Egretta garzetta (little egret)
Lineage: Eukaryota; Metazoa; Chordata; Aves; Pelecaniformes; Ardeidae
Gene: NOA1
Product: nitric oxide associated 1
Exons: 7
Source: RefSeq, a predicted model, not a curated record